Messenger RNA from Lycium ferocissimum, 556 nucleotides. Its product is annotated as disease resistance protein Roq1-like. NCBI's taxonomy places the organism in Eukaryota, Viridiplantae, Streptophyta, Magnoliopsida, Solanales, Solanaceae. The transcript has a single exon. The record is from RefSeq and is a predicted model, not a curated record. The coding region runs from base 36 to 533 and encodes 165 amino acids. Gene Ontology annotation, biological process: signal transduction.
UUCACUACUCUUGCAUCUCUUCAAAACUUUCAUCCAUGAAUACCUUAAUUGUUCAAGAAGAAUCAAUUACUUCUUCUCACUUCUUUUAUGAUGUAUUUCUAAGUUUUAGAGGUGAAGAUACCCGAAAAAACUUCACGGGUCAUCUUUAUUACCGGUUGUGCCAAGUCGGAGUUAAUACCUUCAUAGAUGAUGAGGAAUUGAGAAAGGGUGACGUGAUUUCAAUGGAACUUGAGAAAGCAAUUCAAGAAUCUAAGGUUUCUAUUGUGGUUUUCUCGAGAAAUUAUGCUUCGUCUAGUUGGUGUCUUGAUGAACUAGUCAAAAUUCUCGAAUGCAAAGAGAAGUUAAAGCAAGUUGUUUUGCCUAUUUUUUAUGAUGUCGAUCCUUCUCAAGUGCGCAAGCAAAAUGGAUGCUUCGGUGAAGCUUUAGCUAUGCUCAAGGAACGAUCAUUUGGAGAUCAAAGAAUGGACAACUGGACAACUGCACUUACCGAAGCUGCAAAUUUAUCUGGAUGGGAUUUACGGAAUAUUCUUUGAUCAAAUAGUUUUUUUAAUUCAAA